Messenger RNA from Pyrenophora tritici-repentis Pt-1C-BFP, 1596 nucleotides. The record is from RefSeq and is a predicted model, not a curated record. NCBI's taxonomy places the organism in Eukaryota, Fungi, Ascomycota, Dothideomycetes, Pleosporales, Pleosporaceae.
AUGUCGUCACGUGAAGCCCCAUGGAACAAAGAUCGCCAGCAUCUACCUCAGCGCAAUGCGCCGUCGUCAUCCAUUCCCGCAAAGCGCUCAGCCGAUUCGCAAAGUCACAACAGCGCUGCAAAGCGGUCAACAAACGCGGCCGAGGAGGCAUGGGUAGCCGAUGAGGAUCGCUUUGUGUUGCAGCAGGCCAAGAAGAAGGCGGCUCUGCGCGUCAAGGGUGGCCGUGCGAGACCCGUCGACUGGUUGGCCGUCACAUUGCGCUUCAUCGAUCCUGCAGAGAAGUCGAUUUUAGACGAGGAAGUCGAGGAUCACGAGCUUGACAUCGUAGACCCCGAGGGCGUACUGGAAGGGCUUGACAACCAAGACCUCGCAGAGCUGGAGAAGGAGAUCGAGAACUACUUGACGCUAGAGACAAGCAAGAGUAAUCGCGACUACUGGACUUCUCUCAAAGCCAUCUGCAAGGAUAUGCGCCGCAAAUCCAGAUCAGAUAAAGCAGAAGCACGCGGUACCAGCUCUGUAGCCGCCGACAUCGAUCAGCUCCUCGCCCCUAAAACGUACGAACAGCUCGAAACACUCGAAGUGCAGGUUAAAAAGAAGCUCGAUUCGGACGAACCAAUAGACUACGACUACUGGGAGCAACUGCUACGGAGUCUACGCGUAUGGAAAGCAAAGGCGAAAUUGCGGCGCGUGUCGCAAGACAUUGUUAAAGAGCGACUGCAGACGUGGCGCAAGCAGCAGGCUGAGGCGGCUGCUUCAGUACAAGGCAACAUCUACGACAUGCUCCGAGGCGGCGAUGAAACUAUUGAAGUGCAGCCGACUACGGUCGUAUAUGAUGCCGCUUGCGACCCCGAGCCAUUACUAAAGCUGCGCGCUGAAGACAAAACACUGCCGCAAGUUGAGGAAAAGGCUUUCUUGGAGAACUUAGCUAUUGAAAGACGGAAGAUCCAAAAGGCCGGCUAUGUGCCCUCACAGGCCAAAGCAGAAGACCGCGCUCUUCAAAACAGCAAGUCGACAACCAGUCAGGCCGUUACCACGAGCGCCUCAAGAUUUGCACCCGUCGAGACGGACGACUAUUCGAAGGCAACCAUGGCCCUCUACGAGAGGGAAGUCGCGCGGGGUGUCGAAGAGGGCGAGGAGAUAUUCACUGGCGAAGAGGACGUCACCACUGCCCGCCCACAAUGGGCUAGCAGCUAUCAGCCUAGGAAGCCUCGCUACUUCAAUCGCGUCCAAAUGGGCUACGAAUGGAACAAGUACAACCAAACGCAUUACGACCACGACAACCCCCCACCGAAGGUCGUGCAAGGCUACAAGUUCAACAUCUUCUACCCUGAUCUCAUUGAUAAGACCAAAGCGCCCACCUAUAAGAUCGAGCGCGAGAACGGCCGCAAGAAAGGCCAGUCCUUCGCGCCGGCUGGCGAAGACGAUACGUGUCUUAUCCGAUUCAUCGCUGGUCCACCCUAUGAAGAUAUCGCCUUCAGGAUCAUCGACAAGGAGUGGGACUACAGCGCCAAGAGAGAUCGUGGCUUCAAGAGCAGCUUCGACAAGGGUAUCUUGCAACUCCAUUUCCAGUUUAAAAAGAUAUACUAUCGAAAGUAG